This is a messenger RNA of Cryptomeria japonica (Japanese cedar), 471 nucleotides long. RefSeq lists its product as uncharacterized. The record is from RefSeq and is a predicted model, not a curated record. Gene Ontology annotation, molecular function: nucleic acid binding. The transcript has a single exon. NCBI's taxonomy places the organism in Eukaryota, Viridiplantae, Streptophyta, Pinopsida, Cupressales, Cupressaceae. Gene Ontology annotation, biological process: DNA integration. Bases 1 to 471 code for a protein of 156 amino acids.
AUGGCUGAUAAUGCUACAAAUUUCUCUUCUGUUGAGAUUUAUUUGUUUUUCUAUGAUCAUGGAAUCUCCCUUGCUCACUCUUCUGAUUAUUAUCCUCAGGGAAACACUCAAGUUGAAUCCAGUAAUAAGAAUCUCAUAAACAUCAUGAAAAAACUAGUGAGUGAAAACUUUAAGGAUUGGCAUAAAAAACUGUAUGAAGCCCUUUGGGCUGAUCGUACACCACCAAAGCGGGCUAUCGACAUGUCACCGUGUGAACUGGUCUAUGGUGUAGGAGCUCAAGUAGCACUUCCCUUGGAACUAGCACCUAUUAAGUUACAAAUUGUCAUUGAAGAUUCUUAUUUUCAGAAUUAUCUAGAAAAGAGGAUUAUGCAUUUGAUUAGAAUUGAUGUAGAAAGGGAUAAAUUAGGGGACCAGAUAACAGAGCACCAUAUGAGGGUGAAGAAGAUAUUUGAUAAGUGGGCUAGGUUGUAG